AUGGUCAAGCUGAACAAGAACCUCCACUCCUCCCGAAGCAAGAGCCGCCGUGCUCACUUCAAGGCUGGCUCUGGCGAGCGCCGUACCAUCAUGAGCGCCCCUCUCAGCAAGGAGCUUCGUGAGAAGUACAACGUCCGCAGCAUCCCCAUCCGCAAGGACGACGAGGUCACCAUUGUCCGUGGCUCUAACAAAGGCCGCGAGGGCAAGGUCACCUCCGUCUACCGUCUCAAGUACGUGAUCCACGUCGAGCGUGUCACCCGCGACAAGGCCAGCGGCCAGAGCGUCCCUCUGGGCAUCCACCCCUCCAACGUCGUCGUCACCAAGCUCAAGCUUGACAAGGACCGUGAGAGCAUCCUGGCCCGCUCCAAGGUUGGCCGUGAGCUCCGCGCUCCCGGCAAGGUCUCUGCUUAA
Molecule: messenger RNA, 411 nt
Organism: Trichoderma gamsii
Lineage: Eukaryota; Fungi; Ascomycota; Sordariomycetes; Hypocreales; Hypocreaceae
Product: 50S ribosomal protein L26e
Exons: 3
Coding region: 1-411 (136 amino acids)
Biological process (GO): cytoplasmic translation; ribosomal large subunit biogenesis
Cellular component (GO): cytosolic large ribosomal subunit; ribosome
Molecular function (GO): structural constituent of ribosome; RNA binding
Source: RefSeq, a predicted model, not a curated record